Crotalus tigris (Tiger rattlesnake) is the source of this 5024-nucleotide messenger RNA. RefSeq names its product BRI3 binding protein (gene BRI3BP). The transcript has 3 exons. Gene Ontology annotation, cellular component: mitochondrion. The record is from RefSeq and is a predicted model, not a curated record. The coding region runs from base 481 to 1194 and encodes 237 amino acids. NCBI's taxonomy places the organism in Eukaryota, Metazoa, Chordata, Lepidosauria, Squamata, Viperidae.
AAAUCAAGAUAAACCUGGAUGAAAUGAGAGACCGACUGACAACCCAUUCUCAACUCCCUUUUGCAACGAACCCUGCAGUCCUCUGGCAUUGCUCUCCCUUCGGCUUUGCCUGCCCUCCUUCCCUCCCUUUCUCCCUCGUUCCCUUCCUCCUGGAGGGCCUGCCAACACUUCCCAGAAGCCCCUCUUUUAAAACCCCAAACUCCCCACUCCCCACCAGACCCAGGCCCGGGACCCCACGGGGGUCACCAAGAAGGAGCCGGGCGCGCCCGGAGCGCAGAGCGCGCGCAGCCGAGCGAGAAGCGCCUCGCCUCUUCUCGCCUUGCCGAGCCGGGCGCCGGAACCUCCUCGGCCGCGAGAGAGCGCUGCCCGGCCGGGCGAGAGCGGCCGAGAGCCGAGCCGAGCCGAGGCGGGGCAAGCGGGAAAAGCCGCCAGCCGAGCCGAGCGCGCCCGGCUGGAGCGCACGAACGAGCAAGGAGCGCCAUGGCGAGCCGGAACGGGGCGCGUGGCGCGCUGCUGUCGCUGCUGCUGCUGCUGCUGCUGGCCGGGCCGGGGGCGCGUGGGGCGCGGGGCUCCCGGGGCGCCGACAAGCAGAACAGCCUCCGGCGGGCGGCCAGCGGCGUCUACCAGGGCGCCAGCGGCCUCCUGGGCGAGGAGAACGUGCGCGCCCUGCAGAAGUUUUUCUCCAGACUGACGGAGCGAUUCGUGUACGGAGUGGACGUUCUUGUAGAUACAUUCUGGAGAAUAUGGACAGAUCUUCUAGAUGUCCUUGGAAUUGAUGGAUCCAACUUGACCCAUUAUUUCAGCCACACCGCCCUAGCCAACAAUCCCGCUCGGGCCCUUUUGCUGAUCGGGGCCAUCUUGUUGGCUUAUUGGUUUGUGUCUCUGCUCUUGGGAUUCUUCUUCUAUCUCCUGCACGUCCUGUGCGGCCGUUUCUUCUGGAUCAUCCGGAUUGUCCUCUUCGCUCUUUCCUGCGUCUACAUCCUUCAGAAAUACGAGAGCGAGCCCGAACACGCCGUCCUUCCCCUCUGCUUCGUGGUCGCCGUCUACUUCAUGACUGGUCCCGUGAGCUUCUACUGGCGGAGGAACAGCCACAACACCCUGGAGGAGAAGAUUGAUCACCUUGACAGCCAGAUCAGGCUUCUGAACAUCCGUCUGUCUCGCGUGAUCGAGAACCUGGACCGAGGAGGCGACUAAUGGGAAAGUCACACUUCGCACGGGAACACAACACAGGCGAUCCGGGAAAUCACCACGUCUCGUCCACAACGAGGCGGACAUUGGGGUCAAGGAAGGGUGCGCCAUCCGGCCAUUAAGUCUUCGUGCGUAGCUUACCUGUCCAUACCCUGAACAAAACAUUAAUUAACUUGUAAGAUAGAUUAGCUGUACAUUCAAAGAUGUUCUCCCAUAAGUAGGGUUUUAUCUGCUGUUUUCCAACAUCUUUUGUAAAAAAAAAAAAAAAAAGGAGGGAGGGAGAUUUAAUAAAGGCCCGUGAAGUUGUUCGUUUCAAGCAACAAAAUUCUCUAUACACUGGACACCAACUUCACCUUCAGAAAGAAGUAAGGAAGCAUGAAGAAUUCGACCAGCGUUAGGAGGAUCCGUUUUUCUUCUUUUUUUCCAUCCUCCCUUCAGUCAUAAUUUCAUGUUGUGCCUCGUUUCAUCUUUUUCAUAUAACUGCAGAGGAAAAAAUAAUACGUUUUGAGUCAGAUCCAUAUAUUGUUCGCCCUGAAUUUUGAAAGCAAGAUAUGUUGCGUCCUUCGGAGGUCAACCACGAGCAUCAAAAGUGCUUCUGUGUUGUUGGUUUUUUUUUUUCUCCUGUCAGUUUCAUUAGAAAUUUGGCCCUUUCUUUUGCCUACACACAAACACACAAAAGCACAAAAAAAAAAAAAACAGUCCACCUUCCAGCCCCUUCUGCAAAAUUUCUCCAGUUAAAGUCUUCUGGCUUUUUUGCUCAUCUUCCUUGACACAACUUAACCAAAAGACCUUGAGGAAGAAAACUUGAGUGUCGGUCAGAUAAAAUUAGCAACGGAGGACAGUCCUGGGUGCAUAACAGCAGGAGAGAAGUUGGCCUUUCAGAGUGGAAGUUACUGUACAUUUCUAUCAAAAUUAGGCAUUGCUUGAAAAAAGAGAAAGGCAGAAAUAAGCCCAUCAACCUCAGCUUGACUCAACCACGAUCGGCGACAGAUUAAAAAAGAAUUGCAAAAAAAAAGGGGGGAGUGGGAUACAGGAAUCUUUCUCAGGAUUAACGUGGCAAUAAAUUCCAUAAAAUCCUCAACUUUAGAAGGGUCUGUGCUUUGCUCAUCUAUCCCAAAUCUUUUUUUCCCACAAUAGAUACUACGGAGGACCCGAUUGUGUUCGGUCCUUUAAAAAGUGGAGUGGCUAAUUUGGUUGGCCACGAAAAAAAUUGCCCAAGUGACCUGUUUGCUGUAAAAUGGUGCCCGUAAAAUAUUACUGGCCCCAUCAGGGCCAGUUUCAAAGAAUUAACUUUUUUCCCCACAAAUGUUUCUAACCUCAACAACCACAUAACUCUUUUUGGUUAUGUUACUCCACAGCCUUUUAUUUUCUGGGAAAACUGGAAGUUGCUGGAAUACUUAGCAUCACCUGGCCUUGUGAUCCCCCCCCCCACUUUUUUUGUGCCUGUGGAAGUGGGCAAUUAAUUUGCCUGGGUGAGACUUAGUGUGUGUGUGUGUGUGUGUACAUAUAUAUAUAUAUAUAUAUAUAUAUAUCUGUUCUGAUCUAAAUGACAUUACAGACUUUUCAAAGCUUGUGAAUUGGCAAUUGUCUCCUUCCUUCCUUCCAGAAAAAAAAAUCAUUUGUUUUUUUCCCAGCAUUUUUUGAAGAUUCCCAAUCGUUCUAAAAUGAAGAUCCUCUGGAAAGGGGAAAAAAACACCUCUUUUCUUCCAUGAUUGAACGUCUUCAAAUAAAGAAAAGGCAACUUGGAAUUGAGAGAACAUAGGCUAACAUGAACUCCGUCCUUUAAAUCAGCUUCCCAUAGUGGUGAUGCGGGAACUAGUAAAUAUAUAUAUAUAUGUAUAUGUAUAAAUAGAUUUGAUAUACACAGCGUUUUGUUUUGUAUAAGGCUGUAGUUGAAAAAAGAAUAUCGAGAUAUAUAUUGCCCCUGCUGCCUUGGUGCAGAUUUGGCUAGAUAAAGUUCUCUUUUAUUUAAAAUUAAACAGGAGCACAAACUACCGGUACUUGAAAUAGACCGUUCUUGCCAUUUCCACCUUCCUUGAAGGUGAAGGUGACCUUAAGGCAUUCUCCCCCCCCCCUUAUUCUAUAAAAAUGCAGAUGUGGGUGGAUUUUCUCUGCUUUAUUUUUCUUCUUGUUACUGUUCACUUCUCUUGUGGAUAGUACCAUAGUGGUGAUUUUUUUUUUCACCUUCGUUCAUCUAGAGACCUAGAAAAUACCCCGCUGUGCAGAAAACGGGCAUUUGUGUGCUAUUUAUUCAACAUAUAGGUUGAGGAAGCAAUAUUGCAGUUAAUUAUUGAUGACUGGGUUGGCCACGGGCAACAGUAAAGUUUUUAAUUUGAUGUGUCAUUCAGGGAAGCAGAGGUGAAAUGUUCAAACUAACCAGCUGCGAUUCUUUUCUUACAAACCUUACAUCCGUUUUCGAAUUGGUUCCAAUUUUUUUUUUUCCAGGCUGAAUUAAGGUUGGAUAUGCAUUGUUGUUAAUUCCUCACAUUUGGAAAAACAGUUUUGCAUUGCAGGCCAGUUUACUGUUACAAACUCUGCAGAUAAUUUUCCUCUCAUUGCAAUGUCAGCUGAUCUUGGUUAAUUCUGACUUGGAUUGCCCUUCAGAUUAUAUGUGUAAUUGGGGUUAGAACUAACCAUGAUGAUAUAAGUGGAAGCAAAAUACUAGAUGCUGGAGCAGACCAGAGAAAGGGGGUGGGUCUUGCAUUCCUUAAAAGCUAAUUCUCUUUUGUAUAGUUAAGAGGUAUUAGACGAGCUAAAAUUCCACUUUGCCAAGAUUUGUACAUUCCUAGGAUGGUUUUCAUUCAAUAAAUGGACCAACUUUAAUUUCUUAAUCAUUCAAAACCACUUAACAAACCCCAAUCUGGCUGGAAUAUUACAACAAUGGCAGCUCAAGGGAUUUUUUUUUCCCAUCCGAGAAUUCCAGUCUUGUGUUAAAAUCAGAGUGUCGUGCCGGCGUUUGUUGUAAACCAUCCGUGUAAUUAUUGUGGUUGAUUGAGGCAUAUCAGCCUGGCCAAGAAAUAGAGCAGAACUACUGAAUUUAAUGAGUUUUUUUUUAAAAAAAAGUUGUCUUAGGUUUUAGAAUAUUGUGUGCAAACGUGUGCUAAAAUAAUAUGAUACUUUUGCCUUUUGGGAUAUGAUUAGGGUGUUUUUUUCCCCCCAAAGCUGCUUUACAGAAUUGUGGACCGUUUUUAUGUUUCUGCUGUAGGUUAUAAUUUUUUGUUGUUGAUGAUAAAGGUGGUGUGUUUUUUUGCUGGUUAAUUUGUAUUUUGCAGCUAAAAUUCUAUCUGAACCCGCUUCUCUUAUCUUCUCCUUCUUUUAAAGAUCUUUAAUCUUUCUUACAUUUUGCAUGCAACUUAAAACUGCUUCGUUAAUUCCCUGGAUCCUUGUUGCCAAGCGCCAUGUUUAAAAAUGACUCUUUUUCCCCCCUGUUGUAAAAGCAGAAAUAUAUAUAUAUAUAUACUUGGAUCAUAACUGUUUAUCUGCACUGAGUAUAGUGAUUGAUUAUCCUAUCUGGACAUCUGAUCUCCUAAAUAUUAGGUUGUUUUUUAAAAGUCUUUAUGGCAAAAUUAUGUGUUUUGUUUAAGAAAAAAAAGAUGAUUUUGCUGAGAAGGAAGUGUCGUAGGCUUCCUUUUAAUCGAUGAACUUAAUAAAACCUUAGUUCUAUGAAUGAUGCUGUUGAAUAACUGUGAAGAUUCGGGGGGGGGGGAAUUGUCCAUGCCUUUAUUUAUUAUCUGAUCACCAGACCUAUGUACUUCUACAUGGUGAAUUGUUUGUAGACUGAUGUCACAAUUGAACUAUGGCGUGGUGACCAAAUAAACCUUAAAUGUUUACUGUAA